Bufo gargarizans (Asiatic toad) is the source of this 2572-nucleotide messenger RNA. Its product is annotated as cytochrome P450 2K6-like. Gene Ontology annotation, molecular function: iron ion binding; oxidoreductase activity, acting on paired donors, with incorporation or reduction of molecular oxygen, reduced flavin or flavoprotein as one donor, and incorporation of one atom of oxygen; heme binding. Gene Ontology annotation, cellular component: cytoplasm; intracellular membrane-bounded organelle. Gene Ontology annotation, biological process: xenobiotic metabolic process. The record is from RefSeq and is a predicted model, not a curated record. The transcript is spliced from 8 exons. The coding region runs from base 1065 to 2258 and encodes 397 amino acids. NCBI's taxonomy places the organism in Eukaryota, Metazoa, Chordata, Amphibia, Anura, Bufonidae.
UCGUGCAUUUAGUCCACUGUUUGAUCAUUCAAUAUGUGUCCCAAGAUCUUCCCAUGACCUAUCCUGAGGAUAGACCAUCAAUAUGAAAAUCGUGGAAAACCCCUUUAAGAAUGACUAUAUUCAGAAGAUUUGUAUUCCAUUGUGUAUAUGAUAACUACAGUACAGUUCUGCACACAAUCAGGGUCUGACUGGCCCACCAGUCUACCAGAGGAUGCUUUGGUGGGCCCAGGCUCUGAUACCAUAAUGGGCCACAGAGAUCCGGAAGAAAACAAAAUGGCUACCAAUCAUUUGCCACAAGGGUUUAUUCUUUUGAUUCAAAGCCUAUUAAACUUUAUUGCGGAUAUUGGGUUUGUACCGCAAGAAUCAUUUUCUCUGGUGGGCACCUAGAACCCCAGUCUGACACUGCAUGCAAUAAACCAUUUGUCCCUCUUUAGAUGGAGAUUAGGUUAGACUGUAUGUAUGGAGUUGUUGUCUGGUCACGCUACAGUAUGUCGUUACUAUGUGGUACUAUGCAUUUAUUUACUCCCCUAAUAUUUGGCACUGCCACUCAGACACUGUGCAGUAUUAUGUUGGACCCAUUCAUUCUCGAUGGGGCCGGAAGAGAUGUGGACAGCACACAGUGUGCUGUCUGCAUUUCCAGAGCGUGGCCACAUUCUUCCUGUCCACGGCCCCUGAAAAAUAUAGAACAUGUUCUCUUCUUGUCUGCAAUUGCUGACAAGAAUAGGCAGUUCUUUGGGUGUGUCGGCCGCGUGUAUUGCAGAUCCGCAAUACACUACGGACAUGUGAAUGAACCCUUAUUUGGUUUUACUGGGGUGGUAGUUUGUGCUGUACUGUGAUGUUGCUGGCCCUGCCUACUUGUGUUGCUCCGCCUUCUGUCAGUUCAGACUUGACCACUUUGGGGCCACUUUUAACUUUUUUUAUUCAGGGCCACUUUAAGUUCCCAACACUGUCUAGUGUAUCAAACCUUUUGAAGAGUUUCCUCACGAUGAUUGUUAAAAAACAUGACAUAUUAAAAAACAACCUAAAGACAAAAUAACUUUUUUUUUUACUUUUUCUUCUGCGACAUGAGAUUUCAAGGACAUUUGAUGAAGCACCAAGUCAUUGAUGAAAGUUUCUUUCCAGGUAUUCUUUUUUCUGGAGGUGAGAAUUGGAAAGUGAUGAGAAGAUUUACACUUUCAACACUAAGAGAUUUUGGGAUGGGGAAGAAAUCCAUUGAAAACAAGAUUAAUGAAGAAAGUGAUUUCCUAGUGAAGACUUUUAAAUCAUAUGGAGGUAAACCAUUUGCAGAUCCUGUGAUCCUAAAUGCAGCUGUCGCCAAUAUCAUUGUCUCCAUAAUGCUUGGUCAUCGCUUUGACUACAAUGAUCCAGUGUUUUUAAGGCUAAUGGGUUUUAUAAAUGAGAACAUAAGGCUGAUGGGAUCCCCGAUGGUCAUGUUGUACAAUACUUUCAAUUCUAUAUUUCGCUGGUUUCCGGGAAGUCACAAAAAAGUGCAAGAAAAUGCUGUAAAAACACAAAAAUUUAUUAAAGAGACCUUCACAAAGCACAAGGAACGGCUGGACGUAAACGAUCAGAGGACUCUUAUAGACACGUUUCUUGUCAAGCAGCAAGAGGAAAAAUCAGAAUUUGCAUCUUAUUAUCACAAUGAAAAUUUAACAAUGAUCGUCAGUAACCUGUUCGCUGCUGGAAUGGACACCACCUCAACCACUCUGCAAUGGGGUAUACUUCUAAUGAUGAAAUAUCCUGAAAUUCAAAAAAAUGUUCAAAAUGAGAUAGAAAAAGUAAUUGGAUCCUCCGAACCUCAGUCAGAGCAUCGGAAAAAAUUACCUUAUACAGAUGCCGUCAUCCAUGAGAUUCAAAGAUUUGCCAACAUAAUUCCAACUAAUCUGCCUCAUGCCACUGCUCAGGAUGUCACAUUCAAAGGUUAUUUCCUGCCGAAAGGCACAUAUGUCAUGCCCCUAUUGACCUCUGUCCUUCGAGAUGAGGCCUAUUUUAAGAAACCAGAUGAGUUUUACCCACAGCAUUUCCUUGACUCCAAAGGAAAUUUCGUGAAGAAUGAAGCCUUUUUGCCUUUUUCUGCAGGGAAGAGAAGUUGUGCCGGGGAGAACUUGGCUAAAAUGGAGCUCUUCUUCUUCUUUACAAGAUUACUGCAGAACUUCACAUUCCAGGCUCCUUCUGGCACCGAGUUAGAUCUAACCCCAGCUGUUGGCUUCACAACACCUCCUGUGCCUCAUUUGAUUUGUGCCAUACCUCGUGCCUAGGGACUCGUUUUUAUAGGAAAGCCGUGAAUGAGGAAAUGAAAAAAUGUUCUAUUCUAGUUGUUUUGUAGUGAAUCUGUACUGCUAACCAAUGUUCUCCAGAGACUCAAGGCUGGAGAUCGCUGCUGUAGACCAUAAGUCUAUUAGGGUUCUUAAAGUUAACUAUUUUAGAUAUUCUAGUACAGUGAUGGGGAACCUUUUAGAGACAGAGUGCCCAAACUGCAACCCAAAACCCACUUAUUUAUCGCAAAGUGCCAACACAGCAAUUUACCCUGAAUACCAAUAUAGUAUAUCUUCUAUAUGCUUUAUCAUUUAGC